Molecule: messenger RNA, 805 nt
Organism: Arachis stenosperma
Lineage: Eukaryota; Viridiplantae; Streptophyta; Magnoliopsida; Fabales; Fabaceae
Product: dirigent protein 22-like
Exons: 1
Coding region: 101-703 (200 amino acids)
Source: RefSeq, a predicted model, not a curated record
UACAAAUACGAGCAUUCUGAAUGAAAAAGUUGAUUCCUAUAUACACAAAUUAUAGAACGGACAAAAAAGGAAAAAGUUAACAAACUUACAGCUCAUCAUCAUGGCCAAUACCUUCCCGAAAAUCCUCCCUUCUUUUUCUUCCCUCGUCUUCAUCAUCAUGAUCCUCACCGUUGCCGUCGCCGUCACGACCAGCGCAAAACACGACUCUUUUUUCCAUGAACUACUGUUCCCCACAGAGCUCGGAAUCAGCCAGCAAGAUGAGAAGCUCACCCACCUGCACUUCUUCUUCCACGACAUCGUCAGCGGCACCAACCAAACUGCCGUGAGAGUAGCAGCGGCUCCGUCCAGCGAAACAUCGCCGACGGGGUUCGGCUCGGUGGUUAUGAUGGACGAUCCCUUAACGGAGACGGCAGAUCAAAGCUCCAAGAUCGUGGGAAGAGCUCAGGGAAUGUACGGUUCGGCUUCGCAGAGCGAGCUGGGGCUUCUCAUGGUAAUGAGUUUUGCAUUUACCGAAGGGGAGUACAAUGGGAGUAGUCUCAGUGUGCUUGGCCGGAACACAGUGGAGAGCGCCGUCAGGGAGAUGCCAAUCGUCGGCGGCAGUGGGGUGUUCCGGUUCUGCCGUGGGUACGCUCAGGCCAAGACUCAUUCUAUUGAUGAAAUGGAAGCCGUUGUUGAGUAUGAUGUUUAUGUCUUUCAUUAUUAACUGUUAUGGUGUUUUAUUCAAUUUGAAAUGUAUCGUUAUCAGAUUUGUAAUUCAUAAGUUUAGCUCUCAAGUUUCAAAUAUCAUUCAUAAUCAACUUUAGUU